UCUCCGCGUCUUCCUCGCAGGCCAGCCUAACCUCAGCCUGCAUUGCGCCCUCCCGGCCUAGGGUGUCGCUGUACCGGCCUCCGAGCUCCACACAGACAAGUCCAGCGCUCGGGCGGGGGCAGGAGACAGAGCGGAGCGGCGGGGGGCGGUGUCGCCUCUGUCUAGGGACGGCGGCGGAGUCGGUGGUCCCUGCGCGAUGGCCACCUCGGUGUUGUGCUGCCUGCGGUGCUGCAGAGACGGCGGGACUGGCCACAUCCCUCUGAAGGAGAUGCCGGCCGUGCAGCUGGAUACGCAGCACAUGGAUCUUUCCAGACGCCGACGGACUCCACCUGGGCCCGGUUCUGUGUUCAAGGCUGCGCAGCCCUUUCUGUGUCUGUCAUCGCGAGUGGGCGUGUGGACCUCCCAUUUUCCCAGGAACUCCGAGGGCUUCCUCCGGAGAUGUCACACGUCCCCAGGCGAGGGGGCGGAGAGUGCCCUCCUGCCGCGCCCCAGUCAAAACCUACACAUUUUCAGAAUGCUUCUAGGAACAGAUGUUGUUAUUGUAAAGAAUGGAAGAAGAAUAUGUGGAACAGGAGGUUGUUUAGCCAGCGCACCUUUACACCAAAACAAAAGCUAUUUUGAAUUCAAAGUCCAGUCCACAGGAAUCUGGGGUAUUGGUGUUGCAACUCAGAAGGUUAACUUGAAUCAGAUUCCUCUUGGCCGAGAUGUGCACAGUCUGGUGAUGAGAAAUGAUGGAGCCCUUUACCACAACAAUGAAGAGAAAAAUAGGCUGCCAGCAAACAGUCUUCCACAGGAAGGAGAUGUGGUGGGUAUUACAUAUGACCAUGUCGAGUUAAAUGUAUACUUGAAUGGAAAAAAUAUGCAUUGUCCAGCAUCAGGUAUACGAGGGACAGUGUAUCCAGUUGUUUAUGUUGAUGACAGUGCAAUUUUGGAUUGCCAGUUCAGUGAAUUUUAUCAUACGCCUCCACCUGGUUUUGAAAAAAUAUUAUUUGAACAGCAGAUCUUCUGAAUGUAUUUGUUUUUGAAACUUGUAUUUCUGCACUGUUAAAAAAUGUUUAUCAUUUAAUAAAACUUUACCUGGCCUAUAGAUGAAAAUAUAUUCUUAAAAAUAUGCUUGUUGAUGCUAAGGAACCAGUGUAUUCAGUAUACCACCCUGAAGUUGUGAUUUGAAAUACUUUAUGUUUUGUGAAAUGAAAAUAAGCAUUUGGGCAGUUUAUUUAAUUCUUAUUUAAAUAAAUAGAACUAUGGGUUUAAUUAACAGUAUAACAUGGCUAUAUAUACAUAUAUAUAUAUAUUUAAAGGGGACUCUUUCUUACAUAAUAUAUUUGUUUUGAUAGAGAUACAGAGUUGGGUGGGUGUUUUUGUCACUCUAAAGUGUAGACCUCAUUCAGUAUUUUAGGUCUGCAAUUGGAUAAUUUUGCCGCUUAGUGUCCUUUUUUAUAUACAAUAUAACAAAGUGAGAGAAAUUUAUGUUAUUGGCAAUUUUAUUUUUGGCAAUCUAUUUACUGUAUCAUGUACCACUUUCCUUAAAACUUAAAUUGCUUAUUUUGUUGUGUAAUGUCAUUGCUUUUGAUUUGCUUUGUGAAAGGAGAUAAACGUUUCAGUAAUUGUCAGAGCAUUUUAUUGCCUCAGGCUGUAUUACCUCAAUUUCAGAGUAAGUAGUGGUUGAUUAGUAAUGUAGUAUACACUGGCAGACAUCUAGAAUAGUAUGAUGCUUUAUAUUUAAAUGAGAUUAUUCUUUUAAGGACUUUUAUUUGUAUGUUUUCUGUAAGAAAUAAUAAAAUAAUUGUAAUUAAGGGAUAUGCCAUACUAUAUUAAACACAUUCUUCCUA
Molecule: messenger RNA, 1832 nt
Organism: Piliocolobus tephrosceles (Ugandan red Colobus)
Lineage: Eukaryota; Metazoa; Chordata; Mammalia; Primates; Cercopithecidae
Gene: SPRYD7
Product: SPRY domain containing 7
Exons: 6
Coding region: 197-1009 (270 amino acids)
Molecular function (GO): protein binding
Source: RefSeq, a predicted model, not a curated record